This is a messenger RNA of Phragmites australis (common reed), 1142 nucleotides long. RefSeq names its product auxin-responsive protein IAA1-like. The record is from RefSeq and is a predicted model, not a curated record. Bases 129 to 767 code for a protein of 212 amino acids. The transcript has 5 exons. Gene Ontology annotation, biological process: regulation of DNA-templated transcription. Gene Ontology annotation, molecular function: protein binding. Gene Ontology annotation, cellular component: nucleus. Lineage: Eukaryota; Viridiplantae; Streptophyta; Magnoliopsida; Poales; Poaceae.
CCACCGGAGCGGACGGUGACCGCGCCCACUAUAACCAAACCACCUCCCCUUUCCCUUGCCCAGCACAAGCGGAAGCUGUUGCUGCAGCAGCAGAAGCCGCCGCGCGCAGAGCUCACUCGCCGCCGGCCAUGUCGGUGGAGACGGAGCGGAGCUCCACCGAGUCCUCUGCCGCCUCCGGCCUCGACUUCGAGGACACCGCCCUCGCCCUCACCCUCCGCCUCCCCGGCUCCACCUCAUCGUUGUCCUCGUCCUCCUCGUCCCCUGACCCCGACCGCAAGCGCGCCUCCUACGACGCCGAACCUAACCACUCCCCCCUCGCCGCCGCCUCCUCCUCCGAAGCUCCCCCAGCACCCAAGGCGCGGGUGGUCGGGUGGCCGCCGGUGAGGUCGUACCGCAAGAACGCGCUUGCCGACGUCGCGGGGUCCAGCAAGGCCAAGCAGGCCGCCAAGUUCGUCAAGGUGGCGGUCGACGGCGCGCCCUACCUGCGGAAGGUGGACCUGGAGGCCUACGCCGGCUACGACCAGCUCCUCCGCGCUCUCCAGGACAAGUUCUUCGCCCACUUCACCAUCCGGAAGUUCGCGGACGACGAGAGGAAGCUGGUGGACGCGGUGAACGGGACGGAGUACGUGCCGACGUACGAGGAUAAGGACGGCGACUGGAUGCUCGUCGGUGACGUCCCCUGGAAGAUGUUUGUGGAAACCUGCCAACGCCUCCGUCUCAUGAAGAGUUCUGAGGCUGUUAACUUAGCACCAAGAGCUGGUCGAUGAGGCACACUCCAUGCUUGGUAUGCGCGGGCUUCUUGAAGGAAAGAGGAAACUUUGCUCUCCUGAGGUUCUUCACGUGAGAUAGAAAUGUGUACAGUUGUCACCUACUGCUUUCAGUCCCCUUAAGCUAUUGAGUUGGUUGUAGUUUCAUUACUUGUCGGUAGUUUCGACAUAUAGAUCCGAAGCUUGAAAUACACGCCUACAGUUUCGUCUCUUGAUGAAUAAGACCAGACACGCAGAACUCAUGUUGUUCAAUGUUUCUCGUCUGCUUUCUGUUUUGCUGUUAGGUUAUAUGUGUGAUACUUCAUACUCUACAGGUGUGAGGGCAAUGACAUGCUGUUAUACAUCUUAUUAUGUUGACCUAUGGUUUUGUUUGAA